Molecule: messenger RNA, 1141 nt
Organism: Erythranthe guttata (spotted monkey flower)
Lineage: Eukaryota; Viridiplantae; Streptophyta; Magnoliopsida; Lamiales; Phrymaceae
Source: RefSeq, a predicted model, not a curated record
CCAAUUAUAGACAGCCCAAAAAAGCCUUUUCCAACUUAAUAUCUGGAAAAUAACUUAUUUAAUAAUUAUUAAUAAAUUAAUUUCCCAUCUUCACCGGAAACAAACACACUCUCUCACUGUUUCACGAAAUUGUGAUGGAUUUUGAAUCAGCCACCGCCGAAGAAGACGGAGAUGUAUCGCCGGAGCCGCUGGAAUUACCCACAGGCCCAAUAGAGUGGGACAAAAUCCACCACUCUCCGCCCGGCGCCGCCGUUUCGCCGCCUCCAAGACCCCCCUGGCCAAUGGUAUCCAUCAGAAAACACCAAAUCAGUAGCAGCAACAAAAAUCCCCCAAUCAUCUUCCCUCCCGUCGACCACGAAAAUCUUCAAAUUAACUCAAACCCACGUUCGGAUAAUGCAUCAAUUGCGUCGCGGAUGCAUAUUCGAGAAAAUUCAGAUUCAGCUUCCGAUUCGGAUUUGGAAUCGGUCACCAACUCAGAUUCGUCGGCUUCAUUUUCUCCGUCGGAAUCCAGCCCAGUGGCGCAAUCUCCGCUUCUCUCAAUCCCGAAAACGACGCCGGUAGCCAACCCGGCGAGGUGGUUUAGCUUGUGGGCGGAGAUGCUCUGUUUCAAAGUCAAUGCCAUUUCGCGCUACCUCUGGGCCUCGUCGCGCGGGGUGUUCCCGAGUUUCCGCUCCGCCGCGCUGACGGCGGUGCUGCUGUGUUUUUUGUAUUUCCGGCGGCGAAGGAGAUUGAGAGUAGGAGAAGAGAGCAGUGCUCGUCUUAUUGGCAUCAUCAAAGAGAGAGAUGAGAAAAUCAAGCAAUUGUUGGAUCAAAUAUCCGGGAUGAAUCAAGUGUUGCUCACUCUUCAUAGAGUAUCCACUACGUAAUAAUCGAGUAGUUAGUAGUUGCUGCAUCAUUCUUAUACCGUUAUACGUUAGAAGGUGAGUCCGUUUACGAUGACGGCUCCAUAUGAACGAUUGUUACUGUGAUUAUUUAAUGAUUUAGAUUUCAUUAAAGCAAUCCCCGAAAAUCGAGUCUUUUAGCUCUCUACUAUAAGUUUCUUCAUUCAAUGUUAUACUAUGUUACAUACUUGAACGAGUGUUCAUUGUACAAAGUGUUCGUUCUUUCCUCUAUAUAUGAAUGCCAAAUAUUCAAGAACGAA